Wasmannia auropunctata (little fire ant) is the source of this 864-nucleotide messenger RNA. Its product is annotated as transcription elongation factor 1 homolog. Gene Ontology annotation, biological process: transcription elongation by RNA polymerase II. NCBI's taxonomy places the organism in Eukaryota, Metazoa, Arthropoda, Insecta, Hymenoptera, Formicidae. Gene Ontology annotation, cellular component: transcription elongation factor complex. Gene Ontology annotation, molecular function: RNA polymerase II complex binding. Bases 147 to 395 code for a protein of 82 amino acids. The record is from RefSeq and is a predicted model, not a curated record. The transcript has 2 exons.
AGAUUAACCUAACCUAACCUAACGGUACAUACACAACAAGCGUUGCGUUGCGGGUAAGCGUACGGACGCUGAUAUUUGGUCAGGUCGACUCUCCGGACACUUCAGUCGACUUGAAACACGCGUAAUUUCAACCAAUUGCACGCGAGAUGGGUCGACGUAAGAGCAAGCGAAAACCGCCUAGCAAGAAAAAGGCGAUUCAACCGUUGGACACGCAAUUCAAUUGUCCGUUCUGCAAUCACGAGAAAUCGUGCGAGGUUAAGAUGGAUAAAUCCAGAAGUACCGCCAGGAUAACCUGCAGGGUAUGCUUGGAGGACUUUCAAACAACAAUAAAUCUACUGUCGGAACCUUUGGAUGUAUAUAAUGAUUGGAUCGAUGCUUGUGAGACCGCUAAUUGAAUAUUAGUUAAUGUAUGCAUAGGACUAUUUUAUCUGUAACAUGUAUUGUCAAUUUUACUUACAUUUUUAUUCACGUCACCUUCUACAUUUUAUAAACAUAAAUUGUAUUACAUGAGUGAAAGUGCAAGUCUAUUAAUGUACUACUAAAUGUGACUGAAUCGCAAAAUUGGAUAAACGCAAAAUAGAUUACACGCAUGCUGUCAUUGUUGUUGAGGAAGUAAUGUAAAAUUUAUCAUAAUUACAUGGUCACAUUUAGCACUAAUUAAGAAGUCUAAUCUUGAUAAUGUAUAUUGUAUUAUAGAAUAUCAAGCUCUAUUUCUAUAGUAUUUACCUACAUAUAUUAUAAUUAUAAAUUGAAAUAUAUACAUAUAUUAUAAAUGAUAAAUAUAUGUAUCACAUUUGAUUAUUUAGCAUCAAUUAUACUUUAAUGUUAAUCUAUAGGUAAUAUAUAAUAUAAUAUACUGUAUCA